CGGUCCUGUCGCCGCAGCCUCCGGCCUGUCCGCGGGACAGAGGGACAUGUGUCCGACCAGCACCUCGGUUUCUACUCCCUGACGCCCCGUGACCCACCUGCUGCGGGGUCCACGACGAGGACCUCCAGGUCAGCGGGAAUUAAAGGCGCAUUUCACGGUUCUGCCUCUGCACACUUCACUUGUUGCUGGGGGGGGGGUUCUUUCUCACGCGGGGCCCGUAAUUGGAGACCUCACCUUGCUCGGGAUGCAGCGCGAGCGCCUGCUGAAGGUCUUGGUCAUCGGGGACCUGGGUGUCGGCAAAACGUCGCUCAUCAAGCGCUACGUGCACCAGGUCUUCUCCCAGCACUACCGCGCCACCAUCGGGGUGGACUUCGCCCUCAAGAUGCUGGACUGGGACCAGAAGACGGUGGUGCGUCUGCAGCUGUGGGACAUCGCCGGCCAGGAGCGCUACGGCAACAUGACCCGCGUGUACUACAGGGAGGCGGUGGGGGCCCUGGUGGUCUUCGACAUGACCAGGCUGUCCACGUUCCAGGCCGUCCUCAAGUGGAAAGAGGACCUGGACUCAAAGGUCGCCCUUAGCAACGGGACGCCGGUUCCAGCCGUGCUGUUGGCCAACAAGUGCGACCAGCGGAGUCAGGGCUUGUGCCCCAAGCUGCCCAAGCUGGAGACCUUCUCCAGACAGUACGGCUUCGCCGGCUGGUACGAGACCUCCGCCAAGGACGACACCAACGUUGACGCCGCCGUCGCGUGCCUGGUGAAGAGCAUCAUGGCCGCCGAGGGCGAGCGGGCCUCGCGGGGCGCUGCCGAGCCGGACGGCGGCGUCCUGGUUCUGCCGCGCUUCGACUACGGCGCCAAGGAGCAGGAGCGGCGCGGUUGCUCGGGGUGCUCCUCGCUGCGGCCCCGGGGCGGGGACAACGAGUGACCCGACUCGAGUCCUGCUUCCACCCGACGGACCUCACCGAGCGGAGAAGGAGGAGCCAGCAUGGUCUUUGUCAGGUUGGAUUUCUUCAGCGUAUCUCCUCAAAAGGAGGAGAUCUUGAAACCUGCUUCAGCAAAGCUCCUCUUCAGACCUCAGCAUAGAAAGAGAAGGGGGGUGUGGGGCCCAUCACGUUCAAAGCAUCAUCGUCUAGUUCAACAGGACUCUUCUGUGACACUGGGGACCUUCACUGCAUCAUUUCAUCCUUUUUUGGGACACAAAUCUAUUUUAAAUGUGAAUAAAAUAUUUGGUGUCUUAAUAAUACUUUUAUUAUUACGUUAAAAUAGGCUUGUGGAAGGAGAACAGCUGAUUACUAAGGUCCCAACUGCAGUAAACAAGCAUCGAAUGGAGGAAGGUUUGUCUUGGCAUCUUUUACAAGUGUAGAUUUGAACAUUGGAAUAUUACAUGUAACUUAUUAGGGACUAAAGGUGGAACAGAGAUCAGAGGAUGGAACACAGGCGUAUUCAUGAAAACACUCACCAAUAGAUGGAGCCAAACAGUCAACAGAGAACAUGGAGAAGGGCUUUGAUGCAAAUAUUUAGAGAUCCUGAGAAGCAGUGAAAACAGUUAAAUUCAUUCAAUAAAGGAGGAGAAUCUGGAUCUAACGUAUCUCCUCUCCAUCUCCUCCAUGCUUCCACCCACACGAGGUCCUCGCAGCUCCUCCACCACAGUGACUCUGCCUUUUGGGGGGUUAGAACCCUUUGGGAUUGUCUCUGAGGGAUGGAACUAAGCAGCUUUAUGUGGAUGCGGACGUUCAGAAGGAGAAGCGUCGCAGAAAGAGGAAGACAGACGACGCUGUGUGGGCGUGCAACACAUGUCAUAAAAAGCCCA
This is a messenger RNA of Pungitius pungitius (ninespine stickleback), 1807 nucleotides long. RefSeq lists its product as uncharacterized. Gene Ontology annotation, cellular component: phagocytic vesicle; lysosome; late endosome. Gene Ontology annotation, biological process: phagosome-lysosome fusion; endosome to lysosome transport. The record is from RefSeq and is a predicted model, not a curated record. Gene Ontology annotation, molecular function: GTPase activity; GTP binding. NCBI's taxonomy places the organism in Eukaryota, Metazoa, Chordata, Actinopteri, Perciformes, Gasterosteidae. Bases 245 to 922 code for a protein of 225 amino acids. The transcript is spliced from 4 exons.